This is a messenger RNA of Lytechinus pictus (painted urchin), 8494 nucleotides long. RefSeq lists its product as uncharacterized. The transcript has 3 exons. The coding region runs from base 51 to 1094 and encodes 347 amino acids. The record is from RefSeq and is a predicted model, not a curated record. Lineage: Eukaryota; Metazoa; Echinodermata; Echinoidea; Temnopleuroida; Toxopneustidae.
CUGCCUGUAAAUUUCAGAAGGAGCUUUGCUGGUGUAUACAACAGCUGGAGAUGGGUUUGGAUAAUAAGAAAAGCAGCUCACAGAAAGCCCCUGAGGCAGAGCGAUUACUGAAGAUCUUGAAGUCCUCCAAGGCACCCAUGGCCAGGAAACGACAGGUGAUGAGGGCGUCCUUCGGGAACUACCGAGCCAGGAUGCAGCAAGAAGAGAAGAAACACUCAGAUGAUAUGGCAAAGAGCAAGAGCCUGAUGCCUGUAGAAUGUGAGAAGCUGAGCUCUGCAACAUUCUUCAGGAGAGCCACGUCCUCCGCAUCACCUGCGCAUGGAGGUACAAGAUAUCGCAAUACCCAACCUGCCAUCCCUGAGAUGUUGAAUGAAGAAAGCGAGUCGGAAACAAAGGAACUAGGAGCUGAUAAACUAAACAGUGAUAUUCCGGUUGUUGAGGAGGAGGAAGAGGAGGAUGUAUUGAUGAAGAGUUUGGAACUGGAAACUAUGGAUAUGCAUCUAUGCAAAGCAGAUGAUUGCCAUGUUUCCAAAGAUGUCCAGGACACAUCCCAGAGUGCAGGUUUCCAUGAACAACCACCGCUGGACAACAAAAUGACACUGAACUCCUUGAAAAGGUUAAAGAUGGAGAAGGACAUGGAGGAUGAGGAGAAUGAGAAAGAGAAUAUACCGAGUAGGACUCCGACAGAUACUGAUGAUACCAAUUAUAGUCAGGUAUCUUCCACUUUCUCCUCUUGCACAUCGCUCUUCUCGUUUAACUUUGAGAUCAAGGAAGAAAACUUGGAUCAAGGAAGCCGUCCCUUCCAGACCCAUCCUUCAAAGUCAGAUGGGCCGGAGUCUCACCUCAUGAUGAGAGGUUUGGACAAUCGCGCCAGUGACAGCACCAGCAGCAGUGGAGGCACCCCCACCAAGAGGGCCAGUAGGAAACGGAAUAGGGGGAAGCGGAAGCAACAACAGCAGAAGCAGAAUGAAGAUAUCCAACAGAGUGACUCAAGGACAUCUUCAAAGGAGGCUCUCCUGACAGAGAGUCCUAAGAUUGAACUAGCAGCCAAGGAGGGGUUUAAAUUUGACUUUCCAGAACCAGUGGACACUUGACUGAAACUUUGUCAUAAGGUUAUUCAGAGAACCAAGUUCUACAGACAUCAUAGAAAGUCCAUACAUCUAAUCAGGGUAUUGUCAAUUAGAUAUUGAAUAAGAGUUCCUGAGCAAGUUGAAAUGAAACUAUGAUGAACUCUAGGAAAAAACAUCAUAUGCUUUUGCUUACCUAUGAAAACUUAUGUAAAUUCAAUUUUGAUUCUUUGUCAAUAAUGAGCAAAACAGAAUUAUAAUGUGGUGCGCAUACUCCCCCCCCCUUUACCCCCCCCCCCCCUAAAAAAAACACAAAAAAAAACAGAUGAAUGUUCAUGAUAUAUAAAUAUAUAUUUAUUUUUUUGUAGAGCAUACAUGCAUGUCCUUUUCUGGAUUCUUGGCAUUGUAUAUUAAAUAAUUUAAACAGAAUAUACAAGUAUAUUGUGCUGUACAUGUAUAUAGAAUUCACCCACAAAUGCCACCUGUCUACCAUAUUUAUAAUCCUUAUAAACAAUGAAGAAGAAGGAGAAAAGCAACUGUGGUAAUUACAUUCAGUUAUCUCCCUCUUCAAAAGCUACUUGAGAUCUGUAUGAUUAUAUAAUAAAAACAAGAAAAUAUAUAUAAACUGACAAGUGAUGAUGAAAUCCCUUAAAUUCUUUCCCAGCAAUGAAAAUAGGCUCUCAGUUUCCCCGUCAUUUCCCUAGGGGGCACUUAUGAUAUCGAGUGAAUUCUAAUGAUGGCUUUAUGUUAAUGUCAGUAUAGUCUGGAUCUUGAUAAAUUUGAAUUGCUAAUUACAUGAUAGCUACACAACAGACUCUCUUUUAUGUCUGAUUUGUGUGUGGAGAUCUUGCCUAGUGGUUGAAUUGUGGUUGUGGUAUUAUGGAAAAAAGACACAUCCUACAUGCCAUUCUAUAUUCUAUAGCAGCAGACUUUGCAAUUACCAUUCUCAUGAAGCCAAUCAUAAUAGUAGCUUCACAUUACUUAUAAUAAAAUCUAUAGUUCAUAUCAAGUUAUUAUUUUUAUGAUAAUUUUAUUCAUAAUAAUGAUCAAUUAUAGAAAGAAGAAAUACAAGCAUUCGGAUAAGAAGAGUUACAUGGAUGCUGGGAAUGGAAAAAGUUUAACUGAAUAACUAUGUGUAUGAUUCAAAUGUCUUAUUUUUCCAAACCAUGUAACAUGAUAUACGGGGUGGGCUGACCAUGCAAAAAUCACAAUCUGAUGGUCAUUUUUACUUUUUUGCACAUUGUAUUGGAGAAAAGUGGGGAGGCCGAAGCCCACCGAGCCCCAACAUUCCCCCGGUUCUGUGACCCCCGCUCUUGACCUUGAUAAUGCAAUCGGCCUUUCCUGUGAUGCAUUUUCAUUUCAUAUCACUCGCUCUCUUCUCUGUGGAUGCCCUUGGCUGUAGUUGAAAGCGUUACACCUGAUCGCCUCAGUGCUUGCAACCUUUUCUUGUACCCUCCAAAACAAUCAUGAAUUUUUCAUUGAAACUAUAUCAUGACGCUGGUCUAGUUAUGACAAUUAUGACGUACUAAAGAAGUGCUUGAUAGUCAUCCAUCACUUCUCUUUAAUCAAUUCUGAAUUCCCAGAGCAUCCAUUUGAUUGUAAUUGCGCAAGGCCCCAAAGUAUGAGUUCAGGGUCCUGUUUCAUAAGACUUGUUUUAGUAACAAAUCCUUCAAUUCUAUAACAAAUUUACCAUCAGCCGAUCAGAUACAGAGAUUUCAGUAGCUCUUAACUGUUAUUGCAAAUUUGUUAUUAUAACAAGUUUUAUGAAACAUGCCCCAGAUUCUAAUACAGGAUGUAUCUUGAAAAAAGGAGAAAAUAUAAGUUAAAAUAAAAAUCAUACAAGCUAGAAAGGAAAACGUGGGAGUCUCUCAACCGACUUCACACAGCAAUGGGUAGAUGCAACUAAAAAAAUAAAAAAGUGGUGAUACGUGGAUGAUAAUAGCAUAAAUUAUGAUUGCGGCGUUCCACAAACCAUGUCACACACCUGGGAGGUGUUUCACAAUGAUUUUUACAAAAUAUUACUUAAAAAUCACGGGUACGUGAUAUGCAACGUGCAACCUUUAAUAUUGAUCAAUACGCGGCCGUAGUGCGCGUCCUCUUGGCAUGAUCUGACCAAUGCAGUCAUGCCUUUUAUACCGUGCGCAAAAUGGGCAUUUAAGUGCGACUCUAAGUCAUAUUUAAAUCUUUGUGAAACACCCCACUGGGCUGGUAUUGAAUUCAACACUUGAGCCAGAAUUUCAGAUAUAUAACUUGGUAUUUUGCUUAGGUAAUUAUACUCAUCCAUCUUUGGUAUUCAGUAGUAUAUUUUGGCUUUAGUAUUUUGCUUACCGAAGUCUGGCUUGUGUGCAGUUUACAAACAUGCAUACGUGCAGUACUACAUGCACACCUACAUACUUGUACUGCACACAUAUGGAUACAUACAUAGUGCAUUAUAUGGCUUAAACUUUAUGAUGUUACAAUGCAGUGUAAUGAGAUUUGCUACAUCAGUUGCACAAUGGCAACAGAAUUACUGCAAUUGAUUGCAAAAAUUUUCUUGCAACACCCCACUCUGAUGUCCAAACUUUGAGGAAUAUAUAACAUGAAUAUGAUGUAUGAUACAAAUAUGUAAAUCAACAGACAAACAGUAAAUUGCAUAAUUGAAUUUGUAAUGCAAUAAUUGUACAUGAAUUCUAUUGUAUGAUAAUGUAUGAUAACUAGCAAGUUUAGAACAGAUAGAUCUACCGUCUUCGUUCAUCUUAUUUUAUUUCUAUCAUUAGAGGAAACAUUUAUCAGCACAUUAUUUCAAGUUCUAAACAGUUUAUAAAGUUUUGUUUUGUUGUUUUAUUCAAAACCAAAUGAACUUUCAAUCUAAAAGAUGUUUCUUGAAAUGGUAUUGAAUGUGCUAGUUCUCUGCAUUUUGUCCUGUGCAUAAUAUGUUAAUAAUUAUAUGUUUUUUUCUUCUUCAAAUGAUGGUAGUUCUACAACCAAUUACUUCUGAGUUUUAAAGUUCUGUCCUCUGAAUAAUUGCUUGAAUGGUUGAAAAGUGUAUGCCUAGAAACGAUAUUAACAAUGACAAAAUAUCCUCCCCUCAUGAUGUUCAAGAUAUGCACAAAAAGAAAGUUAAGUGAUUCCAGAAAUUGAGCUUUAUUAUGGAAGAUCAAUUAUGAAGUUAUGUAAACAGCGAAAGACUGAAAUUGCAGGGAUCAUUGGUCAAAUAUGUGAAGAGUUAUGUGGUCAAAUGAGUGGCAUCGCUGUUUUUGCUUCUUUGCAGUACUUAAAAAAAUUGAAAUGGGUGAAGAAAAAAAAAAGAAGAACAUCCAUGUUUUCUGUUUAAGUCUUGUGUUAUCAAAAAAGCAUGAUGGUACAUGGCCGGGCCUUUUUUAAAUCUGUUUGAUCCUCUCUGCACAAUAUUACUAUUUCUCUCUUCAUGUACAUUUCUUUUAUCAUUUUCCAUUCAUGCAUUUGAAAAGAGAUGUUAAUUUGAAAUCAAAGAAUCCUUUUCACAUAUGGCUUGGAAUUAAUUGCAUCAAGAGAUGUGUGAGUGAGCUUUAAUAUUGAUUGAGUGUAUUGCUAUUACAUUCUUGAGGUUUUGGCAAAUCAAUAUAAAGCUUUAUAGUUCCUCUCCAUACGAGAGGCUCUUUUAUCUUUUCAAUUCAUCUUGGUGUGUGUUCAAACAAUUCCGGCUCAAAUAACAACAUGAUUGAAAUAUAAUUCAAAAUUCUAACACAAAACAUGUUUACUGCGAGAGAAGGUUACAAUAAAUUUCACUGCCUACUGUACGUAAAAUUUGAUUUUUGGGUGGCAAACAAUGCUUUAUAAACCUAAAGUAGGCAAUUAUUUCAUGGAAUCAUAAAAAGUGGUCAUUAGAUUCACACAAUUUUCAGAGACUAUUCUGCUGAAAUGUGUUUAAACACAUCCAUCCUAUUCAGUGUUUCAUGUUUGCCUUCUGGAAGAUGUUUAGUUCUAUAACAGGUUGAAAUUAAAGUCCUUGAACAUUUUAAAGCCAUGAUUCUAUCAUGAAUUGCAUUCUAAAAAUAUAUCUUUUCAGUUUUUAAUGCUUGCAUUCUGGAAGACAACUAUUUUAAAACCUGCAAACAUAGCUCAAAGUCUAUGAUUUAGCUCAACAUCUUUGGAACUAUGACUCUAGAGUGACUUGUAUUCCCAAACUUCAUCUUUGUAGCAUUUAUCACUUAAAUUAUUUUAUCCAACUAAACAAAAACAGAUCGGAGAUAGAACAUUCACCGUUGCAUCCUCAAUGGAAUGGAACAAACUCCCUCUCACAUUUAGACAAUCCCCAACAAUUGAGUAUUGAGUCAUUUAAGAAGUCCCUUAAAACUUCUUUGUUCCAGGAAACUGCCUUCAUUUAAUAUGUCAUUCUGAUUUUUCUUUGGUAUAAAUUAGUUAAAUUGAAAUUGUGAGCGCUUUGGGCCAUGUGGGAAAAGCGUGUUAUAAAUAUUGAGUAUUAUUAUUUUUGCAUUCUGAAAGACGUUAUUUAGUCCUCCAUACAAGAAAGGCUGCUUUUAAAAUGUCAAUGAUUUUGAGUUCAUCCAUGCCAGGUGUUCUUGAUGGCUAAAAUCAAUAAUCUCAUCUUCUAUAUAAUCAUUACACAAAUAUAGGAAAGUUGUUCCAUCCAGCUGAUAGCUUAUAUUUUCGUGAAAGUUACAUGUAUAUUUGCUUGCGAUUUGUAUAUUUAAUCGAGACAUAUGUUAUAUUUGCUAUUUAAAAAUAAUUUUCACACCUUUUUGGAUUGGCUGGAAUAGUGACUUUUUCUCAUGAAUUUUAACAGAUAAUGUUGACAUCUCACCUUUACCGUUGUUAGAUACAUUAUUUUUGUAAAUAUGCCAUAAGGAACUUUUGAAGUGUCACUAGAGAUAGAGGAUAACUAUUGUAAGACUACAUGUUUUAGAUAUGGAUCUACAUGUAAGUGCAAUGAUUUUAACAUUAUGAAGUCAUGAAUCAAAAUAGAUAGGAAUCAGAAUGCAGAAGGUUCAUUGGUCCAAAUAUUUAGAAGAGUCUCCCUAAUAGCACCAGUUUGAUGUGAUACAAUUUAUUCAAGAACAACAUAAGAACUUAAUAGUUUCUCUCUAAUAUCCUCUAAAUAUUUUAAGAACUAGAGAGCAGUGUUAGGUGAUUUUUUUUAUUUAUUUUUUAUUUUCGAAUGUUAGUAUAUAGUAUGGAUAGGCACUACUUAAAUGCAAAAUGUAUACUGUAUUUAUAUCAUGAUUGUACCAGAAGAAUUUAACGUUGCAUGAUUCAUACAACCUGUUUAGAAGUAUACAUGUAGAUCUACUUCAUACUGAACAAUUUGCCAAAGAAAAAUCACUUUUUGAAUUUGAAUAUUGCAUUAUCAGCUGAAUAAUUCUUAAUUUAUUUUUCAGAUGAUCUACCAUUCAUGGAAAAAAAUAUGUAACCUCAAAGUUUUCAUUAAUUUUAACUUGAAUGAAGAGAGUUCUAUGAUAUCUCACAAGAUUGAUUUUGCCAUUGAGUUUCUAUAAAUUCUUGUCUAUAUGAGAUUUUACCCCAAUGUAUGUGUGCUUUUUAACAUAAUGUUGAUGCAUAACUUAUGUUUAAUGAUACCUACACGUACAAUUAUUAGAGUUUCCUGCAACAAUGAUCAGUCUACUUAUUGUGCGGUGUUGGGGUGAGGUAUUAGAGGUUUGAAUGAGAAGGAGCUGAUAAACAAAUAUAGUUCCAGAGAAUGGUGCAAGAUAUUAAUGUUUAAAUAAUUUCUAUUCAAUGAAAUAGUCAUUACUUUUGUUAUUACAUGCAUACUGUUGAGUUAAAGUUGAAUUUGAAUGAUAAUGUGUGACUUGAAUGUAACUGGAAGCUCCUGGUUAUAUAGCAACAGUGAUCCAAAUUUCUAUGAGUGUAGGAUUUCAGUUUAGCAAUUAGCAUUUCUUGGACUCCGUGAAUUCAAAUGUAUCACCCCCAUAUUUUGGUCAUUGUAAUGAACAUGAUGUUGUCAAAUAUUUACAGAGGUUGCAAUAUGGAGUGGUGUGCACACAGUCAUUGCACUUGAGGGCUGCUUUCAAAUACUUCAGAUGUGAUGGAGAGGGAAGGAAUUAUUACCCUGUUCAUAUAAAUGUCCGCAUGUCUGGUUUUAAAUGUGGAUUAACCAUUGUUUAAACAGUGUCCUUUCAUAUUUAUUCCCCAUGUUUUAUUGCAUUUUAUUGCACUAUUACUGCUACAAAAUAUUAGAGAUGCAUGUAUGAAAUUUAUGAUUGUGGCUCAAGUUGUGCAAAUACUUUCCAAAUUCUGAUAAGGUCUACAUGGGAACUUAAUGCCCUACUCAGAGAGCUGGGCAGGUAUUCUAAAUGAUAAUUAGUUCAUGGUGAAAUUUACAAUGAGAUUUGAUUAUUAUGCUUCUUUCAUAUUCCAUUCAUUUUUUUUCAAUUUACACUUUCCAUUCUUUAUGCAUUCAUUCUGCUAUAACUGCUUAUCUUCAUGAGUUCCGUAUUUCACAUCAUUCAGCAUCUGUUAGUAACAGAAGAGAGGUAAUGCAUAAUAAGGUGUAAUUUGCUGGAUUUUGCACAGCUUUUUACAGAGGGUUUUCUUUUCUUUAAAUCAACAGCUGCUAUUUAUUUCAUGAAAGAGUAAAGAUCAAUAAUUCUGAAAGCACAGAUUGCAAAGAAAAAACACAAAUGCACAUAAUCCCCCACAUUAUUCAAAUCUCACUAAAUACCUGUUCGAUGCUUCUAAACUUGAAUUAUUAUUUUUGUUUUUGCAAAUGAUUGUGAAGAUUUUGCAUUUAAGUAAGAAUUUUCAAGCAUAUGAUUGAAUACAUACAGUACAGUGAAGUAUAAAACAAAUGAUGUAUAAUUAAAAGUUGUGUGACACUUAUAUCAAUUUAGCAUUUGCAUUUCUUUGUAUGCCAUUCUAAAUUGACUAGCAAUUGUCGAACAUGCAUAUAUUGACACAAAGUAAAAUUAUGGUUACAGGAUUACUCGUCUAUAUGCUGCUGUUAGUUGCAAAUUUGGAAGUGACUGCCAAUAUACAUUUUGCAAUGGACAAUGGUGAUUGGUUUGCUAUAGUUGUGUUCUAGUGGUUUUGAUUCUCAUCUUUGAAUCAGAGGAUUGUUGGUUCCAGUCCCAGCCAUGGCAUGUUUUCCUUGCCACAUUGUGCUGCACUCAACACAGGUGAGGUGAAUGCACUGAGAAAACAGCUCGAGCUUAAGUCGGGGUACUAAUGUGCCCCCCUUCCAAGAUAGAUUAUUUUCCAAAUAGAUGGAGCAAACAAUUAUUAUUACUAUUAUUACUUUGAUCCUAUUAACAUUGAUCUGUCAGUUUCGGUUUUGCAAGAGACACUUUACCCUAAUUUUUUUCCCUGGUGUUGAUAUGUCAGAAAUGAUCCCACAAACUUGCAUCUCUUGUUUGAUGACUGUACAUGUCCUUGAGUUUUAUUCCAUUGUGUUAUAGAAUGGAUUGAUAAUAAAAGCAUCAUCAUCCACA